AUGGCGCCCGCCAGCCGCCCGGCGCUGAGCUUUCGCUACCGCCGAAUUGCUCCCGUCUCUGCAGCAGAAGAAACUCUUUUCAAGUCAAGUUCGUUUCCCCUCGGAGACAGCCAUUUGUACAUUACCGGAAAAGAUCUUCCACUUCGACUUGGAAGUUUCUUCAACUCCAACGACUCCAGCAGCUCCCGCAGGCACUCCUCGCGCCUCACUCUCGAGGACAUCUCCGAAAUAGAAAAACUCAAGGCUUUAGACCACACCAAGUUUUCCCUCCGCCCGCCCGUGGCGGAAGAGGACUUCGAGGAAAGAAAAGCAAAGGCGGCGGAACUGCGGACGCGGCUGCUGCGGAUCGACAGCGAAAAAGACCGAAAAGAUAUUUUCCAAGACCGAGAAAACGAAUUGUUUUCGAAUUCCAUUUUGAAAAAGGCGCAGGAGGCCGAUGACGAAAGCAGAGAAGAAGUCCGAGCCAUGAACAGCAUCGUCCUCAAGGAGGCAGCAGCAGAGCGGCAGCGGCUGCAGCAGGAGCUGGAGGAGUCGCUGGAGAAGGAAAGACUGCUGCAGAUAAAAGCAGCACAAGAAAGUGAAAAAGAAAAACUUGCAAAAAUGCGAAUGCAGGAAGAAAUGAUUAAGCAGCAAAUUGCAGAAAGAAGGCUGAAGCGGGAGCUGGAGCUGGCGCAGCGGGAGAAGGAAAGGGAAAUGAUUUUGGAGCAAAUGGAAGUUUUGAAACUUCAAGAAGAAAUUGCGAAAAAACAAAAAGCGGAAAACGCCAAACAACUUCGACUUGAAGUCAACGCCAGAAACCAAAUUCUGCUUCAAGAAAAGAAAGAAAGAGAGGCUCUGGAGCUGCUGGAAGAAGCCAAGAUCGUGGCUUACCAGCAGGAGAAGAUCCGCAGAGAAAAGGAACUUGAAGAAAAAAAAAAAGAAAUCGAAAAUGCAAAACUAAAAAGUUAUAAAUUCAUUUGCGACAAACGAGACCAACAAAUCGACCAACUCGCCAAACUCGACGCUCUGCGCGCCCGCAGGGCGAUGGCGGAGCGGGAAAGGGCGGAGAGGGCGAAGGAAGAAGCAGCAGCAGCAAAGCAGCGGGAGAUGAACGAAGCUCUUGCUGCAGUGCGGAAGCAGCAGCAGCAGCAGAAGCUGCUGCAGCUUGCUGCUGCUGCAGUGAGCGAGAAGCAAGAGUACGAACGAGUUGCUGCAGCGCAGCAGCAGCUAGCGCUAGCUGAGCUAGCCAAGCAGCAAGCAGCAAAACAAAAACGCAUGCAACACAUGCAAGAGUUGAAGAAACAAAUUCAAGAAAGACUUUCGCAAAUCGAAAAAAUCAAAAAGACCCAAAUGCAGGAAGCCGAGGAACUCCGCAGGGCCGAAGAAGAAAACCAAAGAGCCAUCGAAAGAGCCAGGGCAAGGCCACCAAACCCUAAACCCUAA
Molecule: messenger RNA, 1422 nt
Organism: Eimeria necatrix
Lineage: Eukaryota; Apicomplexa; Conoidasida; Eucoccidiorida; Eimeriidae
Exons: 8
Coding region: 1-1422 (473 amino acids)
Source: RefSeq, a predicted model, not a curated record